Molecule: messenger RNA, 2958 nt
Organism: Aspergillus bombycis
Lineage: Eukaryota; Fungi; Ascomycota; Eurotiomycetes; Eurotiales; Aspergillaceae
Product: long-chain-fatty-acid-CoA ligase
Exons: 9
Coding region: 1-2958 (985 amino acids)
Biological process (GO): fatty acid metabolic process
Molecular function (GO): medium-chain fatty acid-CoA ligase activity; oxidoreductase activity
Source: RefSeq, a predicted model, not a curated record
AUGUCCGACAAUAUCUCUUCUUUAUCCCUUCUCUAUGGCCCAUCCGAACCAUCUCUAAAAUCAUACUCUAUUGGGCAACUCCUCAACCAGCAGGCAGUCCACUGCCCAACCAAGGAGGCAGUCAUCUUUCCAGCUGAGGGUGUUAGAUACACCUAUCAAGAGUUGGAUUUAAGGGUACGAACUCUUUCCCGCGCACUCAUAGCGCAUGGAAUCAAAUCCGGUGACCGCAUCGGCGUCUUCUGCGGCAAUUGCGUGGGAUAUGUAGAGGUUUUCCUGGCAGCAACUAGAAUCGGAGCGAUUACAGUACUGCUCAAUAAUGCAUACUCAACUACAGAAUGUUUCAAUGUACUCAGAACUACCGGCUGCUCGUUGCUUUUCACUGCAACACAUAUCGGACAGCGUGACUUGGCAUCUUGUCUGAGGAUUCUUAAAGCUUCGUUAGAUGGGGACGAACUCCCUGAUUUGAAGCAAAUUGUUCUGAUGAAGGUAGGUGACAACAUCCUAGAACAGUUCCAAUAUUUUGAGAGCUUCCUCGACCAGUCGAGCACAGUACCAGACUCGACACUCUGUGGGAUAGAGCAAAAAGUCCAGGCUGAUCAGACCUGCACUUUCCAAUUCACAAGUGGCACAACCGGGAUCCCCAAAAUCGCCAUGCUGACACAUAAGAACGUCAUCAGUAAUGCCCUUUCCAUUGGCCACCGUCUACUACUGUCAGAAAAAGAUAUAGUCUGCUGUCCCUACCCUCUAUUCCACAUUUCCGGACUGGUAAUAGGUCUUCUUUCCUGCCUGGCAUACGGAGCUGCUAUUGUAUACCCUUCAACCACAUUCGACCCCUCUGCUGUACUCCACGAAGUCGUGCGAGAAAAGUGCACAGGACUUCAUGGUGUGCCGACCAUCUUCAUUGCUCUUCUGGAACGGCAUCAGCAGCUCAAGACUGGCCCAAUCCACCUCAGAACGGGUCUCAUAGGCGGCGCACCAAUUCCCGCAGCUUUACUUAAAGAGAUGCACAAGGAAUUCGGGUUCGAAGAUUUGACGGUAGCUUACGGAAUGACUGAAACAUCCCCGAUCAGCUUCAUGUCUCGAUCAGCAGAUCAGCCAAGUGAUGCGGUAGUGCAUAGAGAUAUGCUUCCUCACACGUUUGCUAAAAUCAUCGACUCAGCGGGGAAUAUCGUAUCACGAGGAAUACGCGGUGAACUCUGUAUCGCGGGGCCCGGCGUGCAGAAGGGAUAUUAUCAGAAUCCUGAUAAGACUCUUGAUGCACUUAAAACAGAUUCCUGUGGGGUUGUAUGGAUGCAUACGGGUGACGAAGCGGUUCUAGAUGCACAGGGACAUUGUAUCAUCACUGGUCGGAUUAAGGAUAUUAUCAUCCGGGGAGCGGAGAAUAUCUAUCCAGCAGAAAUCGAAGAACACUUGAACAAACACCAUGCCAUUUCUCAGUCCUGUGUCGUCGGAGUCAAACACAAAACUUUAGGCGAGGAAGUGGCAGCUUUUAUUCAGAGCACUCCUGGUCAGCCUCGUCCUUCUGGUUCUGAGAUCAUUGAGUGGCUGCAAAUAAGCUUGGGGGCCCAGAAAGCUCCCACAUGGAUCUUUUGGCUGGGAGAUGGCGAUGUGCCCGUUGUCUUUCCGAUUACUGAUAGUGGGAAGAUUAGGAGGAAUGAGAUGGCCGAUGUGGGAAAUAAGUUGGUUGGAAAAUAUAGAGAAAGUACCAAACUUGAUGAUCUAAGCUCAAUCCACAAUGGGCCCUUCCCAUCAAAUAGCUGCCCAUUCAACUCAAAAGAAACAAAAUUAGAGACACUCUCUUCAAAAACCCCACUUGAAUCAAUUCUCAACACCUACGACUUCGAAAAGGUCGCCUCCCAAGAACUAAGCCGUAAGACAUGGGCAUUUUAUUCAUCCGCAGCUACGGACAUGAUCACACGAGAUGCCAAUAAAGCCAUGUAUGAUCGUAUCCUGCUCCGGCCUAGGGUCCUCCGGAAUGUCAAUAAAGUCAACACCCGGACCACUAUUCUCGGAUGCGAGACCGGCCUACCCUUGUUUGUCAGUCCCGCAGCAUGGCGAAGAUGGUGCAUCCGGAGGGUGAACUGGCGAUCGCAAGGGGUUGUGCGAAAUAUGGCGUUGGCCAAUAUAUCGACGAAUGCAUCAUACACAGCGUCUGAUAUCACAGCCUGCGCGCCUGGUCACCCUUUCUUUUUCCAGCUAUAUAUCAAUCGGGACCGUGCUGCAUCGGAGCAGCUUCUUCGACAGGUUGAAAAAAGUGGGAUUAAAGCUGUUUUUCUCACAGUCGAUGCGCCGGUUGCAGGGAAACGGGAAGCGGAUGAGCGUGUCGGGGCUGAUGCCUCGGAGAUUAUAUAUACAGCACCCAUGACUGGGGCACAAGGUGUUGGUGAUGCAAAAGGCAGUGCACUAGGAAGGACAAUGGGAAGGUAUAUUGAUGCUAGUUUCACGUGGGAGGACCUGAAGUGGCUUCGACGGUCAACAUCUCUGCCUAUCGUGUUGAAGGGUAUUCAGACGGCCGAGGAUGCCUUGAUGGCAAUGGAAUACGGAGUCGACGGGAUUGUUGUGAGCAACCACGGUGGGAGAAGUGUAGACACGUCGACAUCAUCGAUAGCGGUAUUGAUGGAAAUCCGUCAAUGCUGUCCCCAAGUAUUUGAGCAUCUCGAAGUCUUCGUCGAUGGUGGGAUCCGUCGCGGGACUGAUAUUUUCAAAGCUAUCUGCUUGGGAGCUAAAGCCGUAGGAAUGGGAAGGCAGUUCUUGUACAGCCUCACAUAUGGACAAGAAGGUGUGGAGCGUUUAAUUGAGAUCAUGAAAGAUGAACUGGAAACCACAAUGAAGCUGUUGGGGAUUACAGACCUCUCACAGGCACAUCCUGGACUCCUGAAUACUCUGGAUGUGGAUCAUUUGAUUCCAAAGAGACUUGGGGAAUCGUACAGCGGGCCGGUAGUCAAGGCGAAAUUGUGA